GCUCGGCUGCUCGCUAGGUCGCGCCUCCCACCUUUCCGUGGCCGCGGGGGAAGAGCUGAAGUGGUUCCAGAACUCUUGGUCGACGAAGGGCGGCGUGUUCGCGUCAGUCUGUACGCGCAGUCAGUCAUUGCUGGCGCCCGGCCUGGCCAUCGCGGACGCGAGCCCGCACGCGUUGGCGACUGGGGUCGUUCUCGACGUCGGCACGGCUGCGCUCGAGCAGAAGGCGGGACCAGCCUUUCGUAAGCAGGGUGCAGAGGUUGAGGUUCUCAGCAGUUUCGGGCUUUUCGCCGCCAGGCCCAUCUCUGGUUGCAUCCCGUCCCCACGCGCGGCUUUAGCCUGA
Prorocentrum cordatum is the source of this 340-nucleotide messenger RNA. The record is from the annotation of a GenBank genome assembly. NCBI's taxonomy places the organism in Eukaryota, Dinophyceae, Prorocentrales, Prorocentraceae.